This is a messenger RNA of Cervus elaphus (red deer), 2462 nucleotides long. It is a transcript of the gene CCNB1, whose product is annotated as cyclin B1. Lineage: Eukaryota; Metazoa; Chordata; Mammalia; Artiodactyla; Cervidae. Gene Ontology annotation, cellular component: nucleus; mitochondrial matrix; cyclin B1-CDK1 complex. The transcript has 9 exons. The coding region runs from base 148 to 1431 and encodes 427 amino acids. Gene Ontology annotation, biological process: regulation of cyclin-dependent protein serine/threonine kinase activity; mitotic metaphase chromosome alignment; mitotic cell cycle phase transition. Gene Ontology annotation, molecular function: cyclin-dependent protein serine/threonine kinase regulator activity. The record is from RefSeq and is a predicted model, not a curated record.
GGGGUUUAAACCUGAGGCGGGGCGCGAUUCCUCCCGGCGUGCUGCGGAGGAACGGCUGUUGGCCUGUGGUUGAUUCAAGCUCCCGGCUGGCCUGGGGCUCCAGUGCUCCUUCUCCUCGCUGAGCGGCUGCCCGGUGCAGAAGAAGCCAUGGCGCUCCGGAUCACCAGGAACAGUAAGAUAAAUGCUGAAAAUAAGGCGAAGAUCAGUAUGGCAGGGGCCAAGCGCGUGCCUGUGGCCGCUGUUGCAAUCUCUAAGCCCGGACUGAGGCCCCGAACAGCUCUUGGAGACAUCGGUAACAAAGUCAGUGAACAACAGCAGGCCAAACUGCCUCUGAAAAAGGAAGCAAAAACUUUAGCUGCUGGAAAAGUUACUGCUAAAAAAGUACCAAAACCUCUGGAAAAGGCUCCUGUAUCUGUGCCGGAGCCGCAGCCGGAGCCAGAACUGGAACCGGAGCCUGUUAAGGAAGAGAAACUUUCCCCCGAGCCUAUUUUGGUGGAUACUCCCUCUCCAAGCCCCAUGGAAACAUCUGGCUGUGCCCCUGCAGAAGAAUAUUUGUGUCAGGCUUUCUCAGAUGUAAUUCUUGCAGUGAGUGAUGUGGAUGCAGAAGACGGAGCGGAUCCAAACCUUUGUAGUGAAUAUGUGAAAGAUAUCUAUGCUUAUCUAAGACAACUUGAGGAAGAGCAAGCCGUCAAACCAAAAUACCUAAUGGGUCGUGAAGUCACUGGAAACAUGAGAGCCAUCCUAAUUGACUGGCUAGUGCAAGUUCAAAUGAAAUUCAGGUUACUGCAGGAGACCAUGUACAUGACUGUUUCCAUAAUUGAUCGGUUCAUGCAGGAUAAUUGUGUGCCCAAGAAGAUGCUGCAGCUGGUUGGAGUCACUGCCAUGUUUGUUGCAAGCAAAUAUGAGGAAAUGUACCCUCCAGAAAUCGGUGACUUUGCCUUUGUGACUGACAAUACCUACACCAAGUUUCAAAUCAGACAGAUGGAAAUGAAGAUUCUAAGAGCUUUAAAUUUUAGUCUGGGUCGCCCUCUACCCCUGCAUUUCCUUCGGAGAGCAUCUAAGAUUGGAGAGGUUGACGUUGAGCUACACACUCUGGCCAAAUAUCUGAUGGAACUAACUAUGCUGGACUACGAUAUGGUGCACUUUCCUCCUUCUCAGAUUGCAGCGGGAGCUUUUUGCUUAGCACUGAAAAUUCUUGAUAAUGGUGAAUGGACACCAACUCUGCAGCAUUACCUGUCAUACACCGAGGAAUCCCUUCUUGCUGUUAUGCAACACCUGGCGAAGAAUGUGGUCAUGGUGAACCGCGGGCUUACAAAGCACCUGACUAUCAAGAACAAGUAUGCCACAUCUAAGCAUGCCAAGAUCAGCACUCUAGCACAGCUGAAUUCUGCACUAGUUCAAGAUUUAGCCAAGGCUGUGGCAAAAGUGUAACUUGUGAACUUUGGAAUACUAUCUGCAAAUAAAAUUGGCACCAUGUGCCAUCUGUACAUAUUAUAUGUUACAUUUAUUUACUUUUAAUAAAGUUGCAGUUCUUUUUACUCAUCCUUUAACUCAUUUGAAUGUGGCUACUUUCCACUUGAGGAUAAAAGUUGUUUUAAAGGUAUGGUGGGGAUUGCUUAAAAACAGUUUUCAGUUACCUGGGGACCCAACUAAUAUAUACAAUUGGUUCUUCUUGGGUUUUGUUUUAUAUGCCUGGCUUUACUUAAGAUGAUUUACUAAGCUCUUGAAGGCAUUUAAAAUGUAAAUGUACUUUAUAUGUCAUACUGUAUGUAAGCCCAAGUCACCUUAAGAGAUUCUGCUGCCUAGUUCUACAUAAGGAAAAGUCUACCAUCUCAUUCCUAGUCCUCCUGAUUCCUAUUUACUCUGGUGGUUGCUGCCAUAAUUCUAAGUAAUCUACUAUUACCGCUUUCUUAAUUUAUCAACUUUAGCUAGUAUCAGCAUUUUCACUUGGAAAAAUAAGAAUUUUAAUUUAUAUUCAAAGCCUAGUUUUUAUUAAGAAAAUAAAACAAUCCUUAAAUAUGAAAGUAUCUUAAAAACUUUAUUUACCCACCCCCUUCUUACUGUCCUGUCUCAGUCCCAUCUGAAGGAUAUAAGGAGUUCGGAGUGUAUCGAUCCAUGAAUAUAGACAUGUGUAUAGAUCUGCGUAUGUAAUAUUAUGGGAGGUAUUAAAAAUGGGUCAUUUUGUAUACUUAGCAAUUCAUUUCAACAUGGACAGGCCUUACCUGUAUUUGGGCAUUACAGUCCAUUGUAUGGAUAUAUUAUAAUGUAUUUAACUGUUGUCUGUUUACAUUCAGAUUGCUUUUUCUCUUUGUUCCUAUAGACAAUGCUGUUUAAAUGUCAUUAUAUACCAUACUUUUCUUUAUGUACAUUCACUGAGUUCUCCAAAGAAUGUGUGUUCUAAGUUCUGGCAGUUGUAGCCAGCUGACGUUCUCAAUGUCAUCAGCAAUAAAUGUACAAAAGUU